Messenger RNA from Tyto alba (common barn owl), 1068 nucleotides. RefSeq names its product nicotinamide riboside kinase 2. Gene Ontology annotation, cellular component: cytoplasm. The record is from RefSeq and is a predicted model, not a curated record. The coding region runs from base 285 to 911 and encodes 208 amino acids. Lineage: Eukaryota; Metazoa; Chordata; Aves; Strigiformes; Tytonidae. The transcript is spliced from 8 exons.
CGCGGCGGGUGCCGGCCUCCCUUUGCGGAGCGCUCUUCUGCGGCGCGGACCAGCCCUGCUGCUGCUCCCUCCUCCUCCUCCUCCGACCAUGGCGUUGCCCAGUAGUUGACGUUGGGUCUCUCCCCUUUCUACCUUCUCCUCUUUCUCCAGCCCCUUUCUUCCCCCCCUCUCCCCCGGGUCCCGGCCCAGGCGCGUAGGCGGCCGGUACCGGAGGCACCGGGUCCCCAUCCCCACCCCUCCGGAACAGGCUGCGGGAGUCGGGCCGGGCGGCUGCCGGACGCGCCAUGAACAUCAUCAUCGGCAUCGGCGGGGUCACCAACGGAGGCAAGACCACCCUCACCCGCAAGCUGAUGCAGGCCCUGCCCAACUGCAGCGUGGUGCACCAGGACGACUUCUUCAAGCCCCAAGAUGAAAUAGAAGUUGAAGAUGGGUUUAAACAGUAUGAUGUGAUUAGUGCAUUAGAUAUGGAAGCUAUGAUGAGUACCAUAAACGCUUGGAUCAAAAACCCAGUCAAGUUUGAACGUUCCCAUGGGAUCAACAACACACUGGAUGCCCAGAUCUUGCAAGAUAAGGAGGGAGGAGAUGAAACAAUCCACAUUCUUAUUGUUGAAGGCUUCCUACUUUACACCUACAGGCCACUGAUUGAUGUGUUCCACCAUAGAUACUUUCUCUCCAUUCCAUAUGAAGAGUGUAAAAGGAGGAGGAGUUCAAGAAACUACACUGUACCAGAUCCACCUGGAUUGUUUGAUGGCCAUGUUUGGCCCAUGUAUGUAAAGCACAGGAAGAUAAUGGAAGAUCUUGGAGUUGAUGUGGUGCACUUGAAUGGAACAAAAUCAAAGGAGGAGCUGUUUAACGAUGUGUAUGGACAGAUCCAGAACAAGAUUGAAGAAUUACUUAACGUGCAGAACUAAGCUGAUGAUGAUUCUUGUGCAUGAAGAUGAUUCCUGUUCCAUGCUGUCUGCCUGACUGCCACUAAAGUUCCGGCUUCUGUGAAGACUCUCAACUCAAAGUUGACUUUGUUCAUAUGGUCAUAAUUAAAAAGCACUUCCCCCUUGUCUGUCAUCUUAA